This is a messenger RNA of Neolamprologus brichardi, 597 nucleotides long. NCBI's taxonomy places the organism in Eukaryota, Metazoa, Chordata, Actinopteri, Cichliformes, Cichlidae. The record is from RefSeq and is a predicted model, not a curated record.
GCUUUGUCCAACUGCUAGCUCUCUCCCCUCUUUAUAAGCAGAUCAACAUUUUGACUUUCAGCCAGGCAGCUACGCAGAAACUCGCAAACCAUCAAGAUGGCAAACGAAGCCAAGCCGUGUCCCUGCGAUAUUGGUGAUCGCAUGGAGUAUGGAGCGCUCGGCCAGGAGGUCCAGAUAGAGCACUUUAAAGCUUAUGUAGUAAAACCAUCCACUGCAUCCGACAAGGCCAUUAUUAUCAUUCAAGACAUAUUCGGUUGGCAGCUUCCCAACACCAGAUACAUGGCUGACAUGCUUGCUGCUAAUGGAUACAUAGCCAUUUGUCCAGACUUCUUUGUUGGAAAGGAACCUUGGAGUCCAACAAAAGACUGGUCCAACUUUCAAGAGUGGCUACAGGACAAGAAGCCGACAGCUAUUAACAAAGAGGUGGAUGCAGUGCUGAAGUUCCUGAAGAAUCAAUGCGGAGCCAAACAUGUCGGAGUAGUAGGCUUUUGCUGGGGAGGGGUUGCCACACAUUACCUGGCCUUACUGUAUCCAGAGAUUAAAGCUGGAGUGUCUGUUUAUGGUAUGCCAUUGUUACAGCAGAACAAGUGGUAUGGU